GCGAGGGCGACCCAGAUUCGGCUAGAAAAAGCCCAGCUUUCACGAGAAUGUUUGAGACAAGGUUGCGCGGCGCCCGGGCGUUCCGCGCACCCGGCAGCUCCUGGCAAUUAUGAGGCAAGGGCUUCCUGAAGCAGAUGUGCAGCAGAACUCUCCACUGCCUUCUGGUAGGCCACUGAGUGCUGAAGGGGCCACAGCGACGGAGGAAGAUCAUCAUUAGUGGAAGUAUAUGUGUUUGAAAACAGUCUUAGCCAGCUUCGAACAGGAGUGCCAACUAUCAACUAUCGUAACCGUGUUGUUCACUAGGUCGGAGAAGACAUGGCUGGCGGAGAAGAGAAUGCUCAGAGUGCGAGGAGAGUGCUGAGGAUAAGUCAGCUGGACGCGCUGGAGCUGAAUAAGGCCCUGGAGCAGCUCGUGUGGUCCCAGUUUACGCAGUGCUUUCAUGGAUUUAAGCCAGGACUGUUAGCUCGCUUUGAGCCAGAAGUGAAAGCAUCUCUGUGGCUUUUCCUAUGGAGGUUCACCGUCUACUCCAAAAAUGCCACUGUGGGGCAGUCAGUUUUAAAUAUUCAGUACAAAAAUGAUUCUUCCCCCAACCUGAAAUACCAACCACCAAGUAAAAAUCAGAAACUGUGGUAUGCUGUGUGCACCAUUGGUGGGAGGUGGUUAGAAGAACGAUGUUAUGAUUUGUUUCGGAACCGUCAUUUAGCAUCUUUCGGGAAAGUCAAACAGUGCAUGAACUUUGUGGUUGGAUUUUUAAAAUUAGGUGAGUUGAUGAACUUCUUGAUUUUUCUCCAAAAUGGAAAGUUUGCAACUUUGACAGAACGCCUCCUUGGCAUUCAUUCCGUAUUUUGCAAACCCCAGGACAUGCGCAAAGUUGGCUUUGAGUACAUGAAUAGGGAACUUCUCUGGCAUGGCUUUGCCGAGUUUCUGAUUUUUCUCUUACCACUCAUCAAUGUCCAGAAGUUGAAAGCCAAACUGUCUUCCUGGUGUGUCCCCCUUACUGCAGCUGCUGGUAGUGACAGUACACUAGGCAGCAGUGGAAAAGAGUGUGCUCUGUGUGGAGAGUGGCCCACAAUGCCUCACACUAUUGGAUGUGAGCAUGUAUUUUGUUACUACUGUGUUAAGAGUAGCUUCCUAUUUGACAUGUACUUUACGUGCCCUAAGUGUGGCACAGAAGUGCACAGUGUGCAGCCACUGAAAUCAGGAAUUGAAAUGUCAGAAGUGAAUGCUCUUUAGAAACCAAGUUGCUUCCUCUGAGGAAAGUCAAUUGUAUCCAUUUCCUUGGAAUUAGUCAUCCUCAGUGCCAUCUGUAGGUGGCUUUUAACAGGAGUGUGCUGUACAGCCACUUUCUUUCCAAGCACAACUCAGUUCUAAUCACUGGAAACCAAAUGAUACUAGAGAAUCUUAUAAAUGGUCAUGUAAUUUUUUAGAUCACCUACUACAAUUUUUAAUGUCAAGAAUAUUGGAAAUUUUUUGUCAGAUGAAUACUAAGAAUGACUAAGAAUGCUUCUUCGUAGAAAAAGGUCAGACUCUAAAAAUAAAAGAUUUUUGAGACUCUGG
Molecule: messenger RNA, 1557 nt
Organism: Apodemus sylvaticus (European woodmouse)
Lineage: Eukaryota; Metazoa; Chordata; Mammalia; Rodentia; Muridae
Gene: Pex2
Product: peroxisomal biogenesis factor 2
Exons: 4
Coding region: 316-1233 (305 amino acids)
Biological process (GO): protein import into peroxisome matrix
Cellular component (GO): peroxisomal membrane
Molecular function (GO): zinc ion binding
Source: RefSeq, a predicted model, not a curated record